Messenger RNA from Striga hermonthica, 2385 nucleotides. The record is from the annotation of a GenBank genome assembly. Lineage: Eukaryota; Viridiplantae; Streptophyta; Magnoliopsida; Lamiales; Orobanchaceae.
AUGGCUGACGAAGCUAAGGUGAGGUUGGUACGUUGCCCCAAAUGUGAAAAUCUCCUCCCUGAGCUCCCUGAUUUCUCUCUCUACCAGUGUGGUGGCUGUGGUGCGGUUCUCAAAGCGAAACAUAAAGGGGUUCUGGAAGAUGAACUGCCUGAUAUAUCAGAUGAUGGCACGGGCCAAGAAAUUCGAGAAGAUAGCAAUGUAGUUGAAGUUUCCGAGGUUAAAAUGGCGAAUGCAGAAGAUUUCGAGGCCAGCAUGUUAGGAGAAGCUCGUAAAGAAAGAGUAACUGCCAACGGGAGUUCCGAAAGUACAGAGGCACAGUCCGAUUCUGGUCUGAUUAGGAGAGGAAAAGAAAGGAUUAGAAAUUUAGAAAGUCUCGAUAAAGAGUACACUUUUAACCGUAAUCUGCCAAUCAAUCGCGGCCCAAAUGUGUUCGGUUCGGAGUAUGUCCAUUUUCCUGACGAAUAUGUCAGAGGCCAUCGUCCUCCCAUGGAGCCGUUAAGGCCGAGCCCCGGUUUGAACAAGUGGGCCCGCGAGAGAAGUGACUCUGCACAAAUGAGGUUCGUCGAUUCCCGAUACUUUGACGAGGGGCAGUCGAGUUACGAGACUGACUCUUACUAUCGAUCGGGUGAAAGGACCGACAGGUACCGAGGGCUCGUCCCGAACGUGCCAGCUCGGAUGGAGGAUUUGGAGAAUGGCCGAGCUGAGCUAAUAUGGAAGCUCGACGAGUUGAAAGAUCAGAUCAGCCGUUCGUGCGGUAUCUCAGAUAAAUCUAAGGAGAUGAAUGGUAAUUAUGACCAGAGGAGGGCAGUCCCGUCAACUUCUCGGCCGGCGUAUAAUUUCACCGGAAACCCGAACAAGCAGCCGCACAAUAUCCCAAAUGACGUGGGCCCGUCAUAUUUUGCCGACUCUGUCAGGUACGGUUCGUGUCCAUACAAGCCCGAAAUUCUCCAUGGACCUCCUUACGGGCCCCACUCGCAGUAUGUUCCGCGCCACCCUUAUCAUCACAGCCCAAGCUAUUAUUAUGGGGAUGUUAAAAAUAACAAUCUUGAUCACUUCAUGUUAAAUCGUCAUGACAACUUUCUCCAUCAGCCCGCGUGCUCGUGCAUGCAUUGCUAUGAUAAGAGCUUGAAAUUACGCGCAAUGAAGCCUCGUAAAUCGCUGUUCGUGAAUUCUAACGACGUGGAUUUUGAGAGUGAUGGUUUGAAUUCGAACUACCACCGACCAAGAAAGUUCCUGGCGGGCCAUAAAAGCCCGUUUGCUGGUGGUGCGCCUUUUAUAGGGUGCAGUAAUUGUUUCGAGGUGCUAAAAAUUCCGAGGAGGCGAGUUAUGUUGGGUGAAAGCAAACAGAAGCUGAUAUGCGGGGCUUGUUCCUCGAUUAUUGUGUUCGAGCUUGAGGAGAAGGGGUUUAUUGUGUCAGCUUCUGUGCAUGUCGAUCGAGAACCGACUGAGACGGACGAGUGCUCGAGCGGAACUUUUGACAAGAAUGCACGAUAUUCGAAUAGUGGGUUUAAUAGUGCUAAUCUGAACACUUAUUCUAAUGAAUACGAAAAUUUUCAUGAUCGAUUUUCGCCAAUUGAGAAGCUGGUGGAUCAGCUUUCGACGGAUUCGAGUCUCUCUGAGCACUGCCGAAACCCGGAAGACGAGCUACAAGACCGAAUGGGAGGGAAGUCUUCACCCGAUCAGAAUAUCGGAGUCAACCGUUUUGAUCAGAGGAAUAAAAGUCAAAGGCCCGAGCAGGAGAAGGUUACUCUCGAGCGAAAUGCAUCUCAACAAAAAUCUAACGAGUUUUCGAAUGGACGUGUUUCUGAUCAUGUCUCGGUGAAAAUAGUUAAAGAAGCUGAACCCAAGGCCAAUAAAGGGGAUGACUCGUUCUUUACAGGUCUUAUCAAGAAGAGCUUCAAGGACUUCAAAAAGCCCAACCAAUGCAUGGAAGCUGGAGCUCCACAGGUUUCGGUUAAUGGGCGUUUUAUACCCGAUCGUGUGGUUAAACUGGCUGAGAAAUUAGCUGGGCCAAUUCAACCAGGAGAAUACUGGUACGAUAAGCGAGCUGGAUUCUGGGGCGUGAUGGGCCAUCCUUGUAUUGGUAUAAUCAUGCCAAAUAUUGAAGAAUUCGAUUAUCCAAUGCCCGACAACUGUGCUGGUGGGAACACGGGAGUUUUUGUGAAUGGGCGUGAACUUCAUACAAAAGAUCUCGAUUUGCUUGCUAGCCGAGGCCUUCCUCUCACUAGAAACAGAUCUUAUCUUGUCGAGAUUAAUGGGACUGUCAUUGACGAGCAAACCGGAGAAGAAUUAGACGGCUUAGGCAAACUUGCUCCCACAGUCGAGAGGGCACAGCAUGGAUUCGGCAUGAAAGUUCCCAGGUUCAUUGCUCAAUCAAAGAAUUAA